AUGUCAGCACCGUCAGAAGCAGACCUUGCGGUGUCACGCCUAUGGAAAGGAUAUGCAGUUGCCGACGAAGAGAUCAAUAUGACACUGGACGAGUUCAAGCAGCAGUUUGCACGCGCUGGAUCUGUCGUCGACCGCGCCUCGCUCGGAUUCUGGGCUCAUCUUCGUAAUGAUCCAGCGACCUCAAUCUACGUCUAUUUUUGCGAUGAGCGCAGCUUUACUACAGUGUCUGACCGACUCAACAGACUAUUGGGUAUUCUAGAUGAGAAGAAUAUCGUGCGAGGGAUCAUCAUCUAUCCAAAUGUGCUCACCCCGGCUGCGCGAAAGGUUCUCACCGGGAUGCCCCAAUAUCAACUGGAAGAGUUUGCCGAAACGGAACUACUUGUGAACAUCACUCAGCACACACUAGUCCCCCAACAUGAGAUUCUUUCCCCCGAGCAGAAGCGGCUACUUCUAGAGCGAUAUCGUCUGAAGGAGACCCAACUUCCACGCAUCCAGCUAGGUGAUCCAGUCGCACGAUACUACGGUCUUCGACGAGGACAGGUUGUCAAAAUCACAAGGCCGAGCGAAACAGCAGGCCGCUACGCGAGCUAUCGCAUCUGUUUCUAA
Serendipita indica DSM 11827 is the source of this 606-nucleotide messenger RNA. Lineage: Eukaryota; Fungi; Basidiomycota; Agaricomycetes; Sebacinales; Serendipitaceae. The record is from the annotation of a GenBank genome assembly.